AUGGGUGUUAGGGAUGAUGAGGCCAAGAAACGUUUGCAAAAGGUUGGGUAUGAACAAGUAGUAGAGAGAGAGGAUUGGAAAUUAGAAGCCGGGAAAAGAUACUUCUUGACCAGGAAUCAUUCAACCAUUGUUGCUUUUGCUAUUGUCGGUGCGCAUACUGAUAGCCCUUGUCUAAAAUUGAAGCCUGUUUCCGAGGUAAAAAAAGCCGGUUAUCUGGAGGUGGGUGUGCAAACGUAUGGAGGUGGUUUGUGGCAUACAUGGUUUGAUCGCGACUUGACAGUUGCAGGAAGGGCGAUGAUAAGAGAGGAGAAGGGUGGUUCUGUUUCCUAUUCACAUCGGCUAGUUAGAAUUGAAGAGCCUAUAAUGCGUGUCCCUACCCUGGCAAGUCACUUAGACAGGGGUGUUAAUGAUGGAUUCAAGGUCAACACACAGAGUCAUCUUUUACCUGUCCUGGCAACAUCAGUUAAGGUGGAGCUCAAUAAAGAGUUUGCUGAAAACGGUUUGGCUGAAAAGACAACAAACAAAUCAAGACAUCAUGCAUUCCUGUUACAGGUUUGA
This is a messenger RNA of Gossypium arboreum, 558 nucleotides long. Its product is annotated as probable aspartyl aminopeptidase. The transcript has 6 exons. Gene Ontology annotation, molecular function: aminopeptidase activity; zinc ion binding. The record is from RefSeq and is a predicted model, not a curated record. Bases 1 to 558 code for a protein of 185 amino acids. Lineage: Eukaryota; Viridiplantae; Streptophyta; Magnoliopsida; Malvales; Malvaceae. Gene Ontology annotation, biological process: proteolysis.